This is a messenger RNA of Saccharomyces cerevisiae S288C, 3567 nucleotides long. RefSeq lists its product as uncharacterized. The coding region runs from base 1 to 3567 and encodes 1188 amino acids. Gene Ontology annotation, cellular component: membrane. The transcript has a single exon. NCBI's taxonomy places the organism in Eukaryota, Fungi, Ascomycota, Saccharomycetes, Saccharomycetales, Saccharomycetaceae. The record is from RefSeq and is marked reviewed.
AUGGCAAGACAAGAUGAAACGGACUGCAAAAAAUUGGAUAGCAAUUCGGCCUUUUUACCUUUAUGCAUAACAUCUUAUAGAUCAAAAGAUGAGGCUGAGAAGCUGGUAAGUUGUCUUCAUCACGAAGGAAGUUACUUUUUAUGUUUUAGCUAUGGAUUGUAUACCGGAACGUCCAACGAAUUGAAAGCGAAGGUUGAGUUCGCUUUAGAUGGACCGUUCGUUGUUAACUACGCAACUGUACCGAUGUUCAUGUCAGCUUCCUUCUGUCACCUGCUAAUGUUUAACGACGGUUCCAUUAAGGGAUUCAAAUGCGAAAAUAACAAAUUUGAAAUUAUCUACGACUCUAAUGUGGCUCCGAAACUGGAUACUAUUUCUUUAUUAACUUCCAGCUGGUUAAAUGCUUCCUUUGAGGGUGUUUUAUACACUUGCAAUAAAAACAUAUCAUAUGAUAGUGAUUUGCAUACGUUAUGUACGACAAUUUACUCCUUUGACUUCAGAGAAGGAAUAGUCGAAAGAUUUUAUGCCACCGAUGGCGAAGAAAUUAUCUCCUUUGAUUUUAUUAGCAGGGAGGAUUUGCUUGACGACGCCACAUGCACAGGUAAAUCACACGUUUAUUUUCUUUGCCUACUUAAGAGUUGCUAUAGUGAAAACCUGUUUUUAAAGGAAUACAAUCUUGCUGGAAAGCAUGGAAGUAGGAAAUUUGAUUUAAACGAGUACCGCCAAUACAAUCUUUUGCCGAUAUGUGAUAAUGAAUUUUGUUAUAUGAAGGUAGUUUGCGGCCAUACCAUUGUAGUGUUGACUACUAACUACACUCAAAUAAUAAAUAUAAAAGCAAGUGGGCUUACAAACGGGGCUUUUUUCAAUAAUAAAGGUCUCCCAAAUGUAGAAAACUACCAAUUUCUAAAAGAUUCUUAUGAUGUGAUAUAUGAAAGAUCAGUCAUUCUCUUGACAAUUUCUGACGUGUAUGCUAACAAAUACACUGCCAAGAUACACACUAGGUCGUUACAUAGAGACCACGUCCUGAAAGAACUACAAUGGACAAAAGAAAGAGUGUUCAAGCCUCCUAAACAUGAUCUAUGCGAUGUUAUUUUGCAGCUCCCACGUGAAAAGUAUAUAGCGGUGACAAGAAUAAAUGGAGUAAAUUUUAUAUCGAAAGAUCAUCGAGGUUCAAAAUUAGAAAAGGUGAAAAGCGGUCCCGCUUAUACAAACAAAGUUUACCUGGCAUCACAAGUUAUUGGAAACAAGGGGACAGAUAUUGAUUCACUGCUUUUGGGUGGAAGUUUUAACUCAAGAAGAGGAUUUUUAGAAAAGAAAAUUUUGGUAUAUGACAAAACCCUGUUCAAGUUAGUGACUUCCUCCAAAGCGCUAGUAGAGAAUGUAACUGAUUUUUGGGUUACAGAUUUAGCACUUAAUGGUGGUGACGAAUUUGCAUAUGAAUCAGGUGGGUUGAUUUAUAAGAACGGAAUAUUUUUAAUGGAUGAGCCUUAUGAUUACGGUCUAUUUGUUUCUAGGACGGGAAAAGUUUUGAAAGCCGGUAUGGAUGGUUCUACCGGAGAAUUUAGGCAGGUCGAUUUCUUGCAGUCGAACCACAACUCUUCCACCAUGUUUUGUUAUCCCGUACAGAACUCCAAGCUCAGGAUUUCGAUACUUGAGGCAAAAUCUGGUUUUCUACGUAAAAAAGAAGAAUUUUUUAUCCAUGGGCUCAAUUCUAAAGAGAGUAUUGUGAGCUGUUUCUCAGAUGGUGCCGAGAAAUACCUUUUUGUCAUUUACUUGGACGGUGUGUUUUCGGUAUGGAAUGCCAAUCAAAAGAAAGUGGCUACAUCACAUCCAGACUAUUCUUUCAUAGCCUAUGAUCAAUUGAUAAAAAUAUCUUGGCUAAGCAAAAAGCAUAAACACGACUCGAUUUAUGUCAUCGCAUCAUCAUACACUGGCUGCGUAAGAGUCUACAAAUCAGAAUCAAAUUUUUUGAGAGUGGAUUUAGAGAUUCAUUCGUUAUACGAUCAGAAAUUAGAACUGUUGGAUACGAUUCCUUCCUUACCUUUGGUUUUCCUUUACAACGAUAAGGAAAUAAUUUUGUUAAAUCUUCAAAACAUGUCUUAUGGUUGCAUACAGUUAGGCUUAGUUCCAAGACGAAUGAGAAUUCGACCCGGUAAAGCACUGUUCUCUCUUUGUGUUUUAGAUUAUGAUUCUCGAAUAAGCAUCUUUGAGUUUGGUAGCACGUUUUACCGUGAAGGUUUCACUAAGCAGAUGACUUCAUUAAAACCUCAAUUAGAAAAUCAUAUCUUUUACCUCCCUAGCAUUCCCGUAGAGCUCUAUACUGUUCCAAAUAACCUCAAUCAGGCCGUGGUGUGUUUGGUCGAUAGCAAUAGUAGGCAGUAUAAGUUGAUGCUAUUCAAUUAUGCUUCAAUGAAGGCAGUUUCCACAUUCAGUUUCUCGGAUGAAAAGUAUUUACAUGCCGUUGUGAAGCCACUGUGGCCAGAACAAAACUCAAUCUACUUAUCACAGAGACCCUUUUAUGGUAAUAAGUUUGUUGUAUGCUUAGGAGUUGGUGAAAAACGUACAAAAUUCUGGCUGUUUGAAAUUAGAAACAAUAACAUUACCCAAUUGUACGCGAAUUAUCUCGAAGAUUGUAUAUUCUCGGUGUUCAUAUACUAUGAGUGCAACUUGGUUUUAUUUUCUGGUGAUAGUGGCAUAGCAGCAUAUAAAAUAAACAUGCUAAAAGAGGGCGCGGAAAUUUUAGAGGCCUAUUCCUUCCCAGCACUUUCAUCGAUUAACCAUAUAGGUCUUCCAGCUUAUAUGAGUGGUGAUUAUCUGGUUCAAUUUGAGAUCUUGAGAGAUUUUUUGAGAACCCGCUUUCCAAUUAGGACGUCCAUAGUAUAUCCAUCAGAGUACCCUGAAUGUCCCUACUUGGGUUUUAAGCGGUUGGGAAGCAUUACACAAGUGGCGACUAAAAUAAUUCCUAAGAAGCUAAGAGAACCUAAAAACGAUUGUUUAGCGAGUGAUAAGAACUAUCUAUUAGGUCGAUUAUCAGACCUUUCUUGUGCAACGUUGAAAUAUUCCAAUAGAUCUUAUGUUGCCACCAUUGGUAUUGAUAAUACCUUGACAAUAUACGAAGAUUCUAAAUUAUCAGUUGAUAAGGGCGGGUUGGCUAUGCCAUACCUCAAAAUUCGGUUACCUAAUAAGAUAAUCUCACUGGCGGCCAUCCCAGAUGGAUUUCAAAACCUUCAAAUAUGUCCAAAUUUCAAUAGUCAAAGGUUGGAAGGCGUCAUACCUCUAUUUUUACUUUGCGGUACUGAGGGCCAAAUUUAUAUAAUAUCGGAAUUCAUUGGUGAGCUGUGGAUGAGAACGUUGCAUGAUUACAAAAAGAUCAAGCUCGAAUGUAAAAGAGCUUUUCGAAGGUCUGAGAAAAGCAUGCGAAAUGUUACUAAACAAUAUUCCGUGAGUAAAGAGACUGGAAUAAAUGAAAGCGGCUUUGAUGAGCUAGCUAGAAAUUCAAAGAGAAGACAUAUAGAUCAUUCACCAUACAAGACCAUAGAUUUUUUCGAUCCUGUAAAACUAAAAAGGUGA